Molecule: messenger RNA, 1293 nt
Organism: Trichoplusia ni (cabbage looper)
Lineage: Eukaryota; Metazoa; Arthropoda; Insecta; Lepidoptera; Noctuidae
Gene: Nse1
Product: non-structural maintenance of chromosomes element 1 homolog
Exons: 5
Coding region: 150-1016 (288 amino acids)
Biological process (GO): double-strand break repair via homologous recombination; DNA damage tolerance
Cellular component (GO): nucleus; Smc5-Smc6 complex
Molecular function (GO): ubiquitin-protein transferase activity
Source: RefSeq, a predicted model, not a curated record
UUUGACAGUUGACAUUUCUUUUAAUAAACAAAAAUGCCGCGAGCGAUCAGUGGCUCGUAAUUUUAGUUUGCGGUGUUUUGGCGGAAACUUUUGCUUUAUUUCAAUUAACAGCUAUUCCUUCCUUUGUGUAAUAAGCAUUAUUUUGUAACAUGACGCCGUACGGUAAUGCGCAUAGAUUUUUUCUGAGAACGGUAGCCAGUCAAGGCGUAAUAUCAGUCGAAGACGCUCAAAAACUUUUAGAUAAUUGUAAUAGUGACGAGGAGAUAACAGUAAAAGACGUUGUUAAAGCCGUAAACGAUGAAAUAAAACCAUACCAACAGGAGAUUAAAAUAGCAACAGAUGAGUUUACAAAUGAUGAAGUAGUAGUGUUCCUAUCUCUCGGUUACGACGAUGCUACAAAAUCACAAAAUGUGUUCUCCGCCACUGAACUUGAGUAUUUCAGAAUACUGUUAGAACAGAUAAUGACUACAGAAUCUAGACAGGUCUCUGGUAUUCAUGCUAUGAAUUUAGUUAGUAAAAUGAAAUCAUCUUUUACUAAAAGUGAUGCUGAAAAAUUGCUCGGAACUUGGUGCAGAAUGAGAUAUUUGGAUAAAGAUCAGGACAACUACGCUCUUGGUGUACGAGCAAUCCAUGAAUUUGAAGGAUACCUCCACCAGAAUAUGCCCGACUCCAUUGAAGAAUGCUGCCUUUGCAAGCGGAUUGUGUUUAGAGGAUACAAUUGUCCUGGAUGUCCUAUGGCCAUUCACACAAGAUGUCUGAGGCGGUAUUUAGAGAAAGUUAAUAAGUGGCCAUGUUGUAAAAUAGAUUUCUUCGAAAAUCAGUUGGAGAGUAUGACUGAGAGAAGUUCCAGAUUGGCUCAGUCCGAGACACAGCAGUUAGAUACUUCAAAUCGUUCAGAUGAUGCUACAGAACUUGAUCCAACUCAGAAUACUGAACUCACUCAAGACGUAGAAAUGUCUCAAGAUGUUAUACCAGAAAUCUCACAGAGAGUGACUAGAAAACGAAAACGAACUUAGUUUAUAACUCUAAUGAUAACUAACCUUUUUGGUAAGAUUCCAUGUUGAUUUGAUAAGCUUUUGUAUUUUAUUUUUAAUUAGUUUGAGAUUCUGUAGAAGUUAUGUAGUUUCGGUUUCUUUAAGUAACUUUAGUUGUAAUGGGACAGAAAUAUCUGUGAAUGACUCGCUUUAUAUUCAAUUUUACUCUUAUUUGUUUUUUAAGACUGUUGAUUUGAUAUAUAUGGUCGCGGAUUAUCCACAGAUAAUUCUGCUGCUUUGCUUUAAUAUUUUUGUUAAU